AUGCUGGAUUCAGAGUUCCGUAGCCUAUCCUCUCCGAAUAAAAGAACGAAUUUUGUUGGUAUUUCUCCAUUGAAAGAACUAACAAAUAUAAAAACCCCUACAGAUAGACCCUUUAGGGUAUCGAUAGAAGGGAAUAUAGGGGCAGGAAAGUCGACAUUAAUUGAGUAUUUCAAGAAUAUGGAGGGAAUUGAGACGCAUCCAGAACCGAUUGCUUGGUGGCGUAAUCUCGAGGGCCACAACUUACUGGAGCUUCUCUACUCAGAUAUACACGAAUGGCUGAAAGUUUUCCAGAGUUACGCGUACAGUUUACCAGGUUACAACGCAAACAGCCCCUCCGAAGAAGACAGCUCUGUGAGGGUGCAGAUGUACGAAAGAUCGAUACAGAACAAUAGAUUUUGUUUUAUGGAACAGGCCUACACUAAUGGUUACCUUCAUUCGGCCGAUUAUGAAGUCCUGGAUGCUUGGUAUAAGUGGAUUAGAGCUAACGUGGAUAUUAGUUUAGAUUUGAUUGGUAAGUUUCAUAUACAGGGUGGCCCAUUAAU
This is a messenger RNA of Sitophilus oryzae (rice weevil), 542 nucleotides long. Its product is annotated as thymidine kinase 2, mitochondrial-like. Gene Ontology annotation, molecular function: deoxynucleoside kinase activity. The record is from RefSeq and is a predicted model, not a curated record. Gene Ontology annotation, cellular component: mitochondrion; cytoplasm. The annotation marks the transcript as partial. The transcript is spliced from 4 exons. Lineage: Eukaryota; Metazoa; Arthropoda; Insecta; Coleoptera; Curculionidae.